AUGAGGGUGAAGCGUCAACGUGAAACCCUGGAGCCUGACAUUUAUUUAACCCUAAGGACGAAAAGGGCCAUCAAAGAUAGCCCUAAAGAGAUUUUCAAUUGGUAUCUUCUGGCUUGCACAUGCAUAUGGAGUUUCUCGGGUGUUGCCAAAGGUUUCGAUGAAGGCUGUGUAUGGCUUACACAACGCUUUGGGCGCACAGGGACCUUUCAGUUCUUCACUGUCGUUUAUAUGGCUGGAGUUUUUGUUCAAACGUUCAGUAAUAAGCUCAGUGUCCUUUACGCCACGCGUGUCAUCUCUGGAAUCGGGAUCGGCGCGACCACUGUUCUUCCUUCAGUCUACAUCGCAGAGAUAUCUCCCCAACCGAUCCGAGGUCUCCUGACUCUUCAGUAUACAUGCUGUCAACAACUGGGUGUUGUCUUCGGAUUCUUUUUCAACCAUGGUGUUACGAAAUACCAUGCAGGAACAAGCCUCCAAUGGCAGUUACCUACUGCUCUACAACUAAUUCCUGCCUUGAUUUGGGGUGUUGGCACUUUCUGGACUCCUGAGACGCCUCGCUUUCUCCUCAGUCAGAAUAAGAAGACUGAAGCACUAGCUGUCCUGUCAAGAUUUCGAGGGCUUCCAGAGGACCAUCCUUACGUUCAGAGCGAGUUCCAGGGCAUUGAGUCACAGCUGAAUCACGAGAUUGAGGUUGUUGCGGGUGCGAACACCUGGGAUCUCAUCAAAGAAACAUUUGCCGAUAUCAGCAACCGUCGACUACUGUUCUCCGUUUUUGUCAUUGAUUUCAUUGGCCGACUUACCAACGGUUGGACCCCUGAGGAGAUUGAGGCCAGUUCCUCCUCCAUGGCAGCCAGCCGCGCAGCUAUCGCCGCCAUUUACAUCUAUGCCAUCGGCUGGUCUAUUGGCUGGUUCUCAAUUCCGUAUCUCGUCUCAGCUGAAGUCUUUCCCAUCCGCAUCCGCUCCAUCAACGUUUCAGUUUUGAUGGCGGCCCACUGGGCCUUUUAUUUUGGCUGUUCGCGUGCCAUGCCUUCACUGUUGGCUGCAACUGAGAGAUACGGCGCUUUCAUGUUCUUCAUGAGCAUCUGUAUUUGUUCCCUCGUCUACGUUUACUUCGCCAUGCCUGAGACCUCUGGACGAUCUCUCGAGAGUAUGGACAAGUUGUUUGAGAGGCCUUGGUACACUGUACAUAAGAUUGCAUAUCCUACCGUGGAUGACCUGAAGCCUGCGGCUCGCGAGAUUCUUGAGCCUGACAUGAAGGACCAGGAGUCUGUUGUCUCAAAGCAUAUCGAGAACCACUAUUAA
This is a messenger RNA of Fusarium venenatum, 1299 nucleotides long. NCBI's taxonomy places the organism in Eukaryota, Fungi, Ascomycota, Sordariomycetes, Hypocreales, Nectriaceae. The record is from RefSeq and is a predicted model, not a curated record.